Messenger RNA from Sorghum bicolor (sorghum), 714 nucleotides. Its product is annotated as antifreeze protein Maxi. The transcript has a single exon. The record is from RefSeq and is a predicted model, not a curated record. NCBI's taxonomy places the organism in Eukaryota, Viridiplantae, Streptophyta, Magnoliopsida, Poales, Poaceae. The coding region runs from base 203 to 655 and encodes 150 amino acids.
AGUGCUACAGUACCGAAAAGUUUUCACUUUUCGAAACUAAACAAGGCCUCGGCAGGUUUGAACAUCGGGCUUCAACACGGGGAAGUCGGGCACGCGCGGGGGUCUCGGCCUCUCGGUUACCGAAUAUAUUUAAUACCCUGGGUACCAAUUAGACUCAAAUCCAGAUCUGCAGCAACCAAAGAGGUGGAAUCUCGCCGCCGCCAUGGCGACAAUGGCAUCGGCUCUCCUGCGGGCUGCCCGUGCCCGUGACGCAUCUCGCUCAGCUGCAGUAGCCGCAACUCGCGCUGCUGAGAUGGCAUCCCGCUCAGCGCGCGCGGGCGCCGCUGCGGCAGCCGCAACUCGCGCCGCUGCGAUGGCGUCCCGUUCAGCGCGUGCGGCCGGCGUAGCCGCAGCCGCCGCGCGCGCCGCCGCCGCCCGCUGCCGCGGGGACUCAGGCGUCAUACUUCGCAUCAAGAGCUGCCCAAGUUGCCCAGGUCUCGAGAACGGAUCCACGAAGCCACGUGACGAUGCUCUCUCCUACACCUCUCCCUGCGCCGAUUAUUACGCGAAGUUGUCAGAUGCUGGUAUCAUCCCGAUGGACAAGGACCUGGAGUCGGAUGAAGCUGUAUGGGCCUUAUCCGAGCGCUGGUCGCGUAGCACUUUCGUUUGUUUGUGAUAAAUAUUGUCCAAUCAUGGACUAACUAGGCUUAAAAGAUUCAUCUCAUCAAUUCCAAC